CUCCAUGGAGCUCUUUGCGCUGCUGCUGGAGGCACCAGGCAGGAAGCGGCUGCUGCUGCAGGCGGAGAGGAGUCUGCUGCCACUCUUCAUCCACAUGAAUGAGGACAUCCCCAACGUGGCGCAGGCUGCUCAGAAAGCUCUGAUCCACGCCGCCAAGCUCCUGGGCUGGCAGCAACUGCAACGCUUGGCCAGCGCGGCGGAGGUCUGGAUGAUUGCUGACUGUCUGGUAAGGACCCCCACCCUUCAACCCCUCCGGACCCCCCUUGCUCCCCUGCAGAAGGGGGGUCGGGGAGCCAUUCUGCGGGUGCCACCCCCACCAUGCUCUCUGCAGCUUCAGAAGAGGGGCAGAGAUGCGGAGCAGUACCUGAAGGACACGGUGCUGCACCUGCACAGCCCCCAGGUGCCCGUGAGGGACACAGCCGUGCGCUUCCUCGGGCUGCUAGGGCGAAAGCUGAGGAAUGAGAACCGGGAGAAGAUGUCGGACAUCCGUAAAGCCCUGGAGGGCGCCAAGGAGGACAGCGAGCCGGCCGUGCGCUGUCUGGUGCUGCAGACACUGCUGAUCCUCAGCGUGCUGGAAGAUGUGCCGCCCACCAGGCCCAGGUUGCGCCGAUGGUUCUGGAGAACGUGGAGGGAGUAG
Messenger RNA from Gallus gallus (chicken), 637 nucleotides. Its product is annotated as maestro heat-like repeat-containing protein family member 2A. Gene Ontology annotation, cellular component: cytoplasm. The coding region runs from base 5 to 637 and encodes 210 amino acids. The transcript is spliced from 4 exons. NCBI's taxonomy places the organism in Eukaryota, Metazoa, Chordata, Aves, Galliformes, Phasianidae. The record is from RefSeq and is a predicted model, not a curated record.